Molecule: messenger RNA, 1746 nt
Organism: Microthlaspi erraticum
Lineage: Eukaryota; Viridiplantae; Streptophyta; Magnoliopsida; Brassicales; Brassicaceae
Source: the annotation of a GenBank genome assembly
AUGGCGUCGAUUCUCUCGAAUACGCAGAAGAAGAAAGCGAAUUACACCUUGAAAGAGCUCAAGUCAUUGGGCUGUGACCUACUCUCUUCUCGAGCUCACAUCAACAACCUUCCUCUCCUUCUCUCUUUCAUCUCCCCUGAAUCUCCGCCGCAGUUCGUGGUGGAAUCCCUCCUCUCUCUCCAGUCCUUUUUCACUCCUCUUCUCUCUCAGCUUCCUUCGACUUCCUCACAUCCUACUUCAACGAAACGCCCUCGUUCAGAAGACGACGGAGAUGACUCGGCGACAACAGCUGUAGCUGAUGACCCUGAAGUUAUCUUCAAAGCUUGGCUGAGAUCAAAAUUUGACGAGUUCGUGAAGCUUCUAAUCGACGUUCUCGUCUCUGACCAGUCUGAAGAUACUCUAAGGGAUAUUGUUUUGGGGACAUUAAUGGAGUUUGUGAAGCUUUUGAAUGUGGGAAGAUUUCACUCUUCCAUCUACCACAGAGUACUUGAUGCUAUUAUUCACUCUGCAGUUGAUGUUGAGAUAUUCUUGGAUAUACUUUCCUCAAAGUAUUUCAAGUAUAUUGAUGUCCGCUAUUUUACAUACAUCAGCAUGGAAAAGUUUGUGAAAACACUUGAAGCAUCGGUCGUGUCUGGUGAUGGAACCGUCACAGAAACUAAUGAGGCAGAGACUGAUUUGAAAGAAAGCCUUGAACUCUCUGUUCGCAAGAUUUAUCAACUUUUGUCUCGAAUUCCACCUCCCGAAAAACAAGCUGAGAAGUCUCAGCACGAGAUGUGGAGUGGGUCAGAUGGAAGUGUUAAUGAAAAACCUACGGAUAAAAAGAAAAAGAAGAAGGAAGAAGACAGCAGUCUUCUUUCUCCGACUACAAUUGCCAAGCGGAUGAAGUUGAAGUUCACUAAAGCAUGGAUUUCAUUUCUCAGACUGCCACUUCCCCUUGACGUUUACAAGGAGGUUCUUGCUAGUAUUGACAAGACAGUUAUUCCCCAUCUAUCUAAUCCUGCAAUGCUAUGCGACUUCCUAACAAAAUCAUAUGAUAUCGGGGGAGUUGUCAGUGUGAUGGCGCUGAGCAGCCUCUACAUCCUCAUGACCGAACAUGGUUUGGAAUAUCCCAACUUUUAUAUAAAACUCUAUGCGUUGCUGGUUCCUUCCAUCUUUGUGGCAAAGCACCGAUCAAGAUUUCUUCAGCUUCUUGAUGCUUGCCUGAAGUCAUCAUUGCUUCCAGGAUACCUAGCUGCUUCAUUCACGAAGAAACUAAGCAGACUGUCACUUUCCAUUCCUCCCUCGGGAUCUUUGGUCAUAACGGCUUUGAUCUACAACCUUUUGCGAAGACAUCCUUCAAUUAACCAUCUUGUGCACCUCGAAAUUGAUGAAGACAAUGAGAGCCUACCAAAGAAGAAAAAGCUUGGUAUUGACCGCUUCAAGAACCUGGAAACUGACCCCAAGAUAUCUGGUGCCAUGAGAAGUUCCCUUUGGGAGAUUGACACUCUGCGUCACCAUUACUGCCCACCAGUUUCAAGGUUUGUUUCAUCGCUGGAAACUGAUCUAACCAAAAGAGCGAAAACCACUGAAAUGAAAAUUGAAGAUUUCAGCUCUGGUUCAUAUGCCACCAUAUUCGGUGAUGAGAUUCGGAGAAGGGUAAAACAAGUUCCAUUGGCGUUCUACAAAGCGGUUCCAACAUCUCUGUUUGCGGAUUCAGAUUUUCCUAGUUGGACAUUCACCAUUCCUCAAGAGGACGGCAAAUGCUAG